AAAAUGGCGUCCAUGUUGCUCCGCCGUCCGAUGCUCGUGCGUAGGGCGCAGCGCUCUCUGCCCAGCGCCCUUGUUUCCCGUAGCUUCAGUGACGCCGCUUCUUCCGAUGCGCCGCAGCGUCGCGUGUGCGUGGUGGGCUCGGGCCCCGCGGGCUUCUACGCGACCAAGUACCUGCUCAAGGAGCACGGCGGCGCGCGCGUGGACAUGUUGGAGGCGCUGCCCACGCCCUUCGGCCUCGUGCGCUCGGGCGUGGCGCCCGACCACCCGGAGGUGAAGAGCGUCAUGAACGACUUCGACAAGGUGGCGGCCGACGCGCGCUUCCGCUUCCUGGGCAACGUGCGCGUGGGCGAGGACGUGACGCUGGCCGAGCUGCAGCGCCACUACCACGCCGUGGUGCUGGCCUACGGAGCCGCGGGAGACCGCGAGCUGGGCGUGCCCGGCGAGCAGCUGCGUGGCGUCAUGUCGGCGCGCAGCUUCGUCAACUGGUACAACGGCCACCCGGCCUUCCGCGACCUGGAGCUGGACCUGCAGCAGGCCGACACGGCCGUCGUCAUCGGCCAGGGCAACGUGGCCGUGGACUGCGCGCGCAUCCUGACCAAGAACGUGGACGAGCUGGCGACGACCGACAUCGCCGCGCACGCCGUGGAGGUGCUGCGCAACAGCGGCGUCAAGAAAGUGUUCCUGGUGGGGCGACGCGGCAGCGCGCAGGCAGCCUUUACCAUGAAGGAAAUCCGCGAGCUGACCAAGCUGGACGGGGUCGCGUGCGUCGUGGACCCGGAGGACAUGAAGCGCAGCUUGACGCCCGCGUCCGAGCAGGAGAUCAAGGAGCAGCGCGCGCGGAAGCGCAUGAACGACCUGCUGGUCAAGGCCGCGGAGCAGUUCGGGAGCGUCGCCGACGCCAAGCGCGUCGUGCAGAUCAAGUUUUUGAGCUCGCCCGCCGAGAUCCUGCCGGAUGCGAACGAUCCGACACGAGUGGGCGCCAUUCGUGUGGAGAAGACCAAGCUGGAGGGCGAGCCCAACCAGCAGCGCGCUGUGGGGACGGGCGAGUUCGAGGACAUCCCGUGUGACCUCGUGCUGCGCAGUAUCGGAUACAAGUCGCUGCCCAUUGAGGCAGAUGCGCCUUUCGACAACCGACGCCACGUGGUCUGCAACGAGCAAGGGCGAGUUGUCACGACCUCGGACAGCGGAGAGAAGCAGCCCGUGGUGGGCUUGUACUGCACCGGAUGGGUGAAGCGCGGCCCCUCUGGUAUUAUCGGCACCAACAUCGUGGACGCACGGGAAACCGUUAGCUGCAUCGUGGAGGACUUUGCGGCAGGCAACUUCCUUCACAGCGAGGCAGGCAUUGACGAGGAAGUGGGUGGAAUGGAUGCUGUGGAGAAACUCAUUAAGACGCGUAACCCGGACAAGCAGCUCGUCAGGUGGACUGACUAUGAGCGUCUCAAUGCUGAGGAGAACCGCCGCGGUGAACUCGUGGGCAAGCCUCGUGAAAAGAUCACGUCCGUUGCGGAAAUGCUGGCCGUUGCGAAGAGUGCCAACUGAUGAUGUUCAUCACAAUAGAACAGCACGACAGU
Messenger RNA from Phytophthora sojae, 1571 nucleotides. RefSeq lists its product as hypothetical. The record is from RefSeq and is a predicted model, not a curated record. Gene Ontology annotation, molecular function: oxidoreductase activity. NCBI's taxonomy places the organism in Eukaryota, Oomycota, Peronosporomycetes, Peronosporales, Peronosporaceae. Bases 4 to 1539 code for a protein of 511 amino acids. The transcript has a single exon.